Molecule: messenger RNA, 1011 nt
Organism: Aspergillus bombycis
Lineage: Eukaryota; Fungi; Ascomycota; Eurotiomycetes; Eurotiales; Aspergillaceae
Exons: 4
Coding region: 1-1011 (336 amino acids)
Source: RefSeq, a predicted model, not a curated record
AUGGAGCCUUCAGUCAGCGACUUCAAGCUCGUCGGACUGGCGGCGGGUUUCACACUGGGGUUCGGGUUUCUCACCGUCUGGAAUGCAAUAAAGCAGACGUCGGAAAUUGAAAAGCCCUACAAGAGCCCUUUCGUCAUCCUUAUCUGGAUUGAGAUCCUGUCUAAUGUGGUAAUUGGAGUAAUGGGGUGGCUUGUGCUGGAGGGAAUUGUACCGGUCAUCGCACCUGUACUGGCUCUUCUACUAUUCUGCUGGGCUCUUGAAAUCCAAUGUUGUAUGCAGGUUAUCAUUAACCGCAUCUACGUGGUGGUGGAAAAGAAGAAGACCGCAAGAAGGGUCAAAUGGGGCACUGCUUGCCUUAUAACAGCCAUCAAUGUCGCCGUGUUCUGCAUAUGGAUUCCAGCACAUAUGACACCCCCAGUCAAUCAUACCUUUGUCCUCAUUAAUCGCUACUGGGACCCAAUUUCCAAAUUACUAAUAUGCGUCGUGGAUGCGUGUCUGAACGUUUGGUUCCUACGAGUUGUGCGUGUGCGACUGGUUCGGCAAAACGGACUAAAAAAAUACGGGCCCUUAGUUCGCUUCAACAUGCGAAUGAUGUUCAUUUCCGUCCUGAUGGACGCUAUUCUCAUUGGGCUCAUGUUCCUGCCCAACCCAAUGGUUUACAUCCAGUUCCAUCCGGUCACGUAUAUCGUGAAGCUUAACAUUGAGUUGAAAAUGGCUUCGCUCAUCCGCAAGCUUUCGCGGGACAGUAACCUGAACAACGAAAUCCAUGAGGCAUCAAUGAAUCUGCCAAACCGAUUCCAAUCGCAGGGUCAUUAUAUCAAGUGCGAUGAUGAGGUUAUGGAAAAGAGGAAUUUGAGACAUAUGCAGUUCGCCCAGCUACGGCAGCACGGGUUUGAGAGCGAAGACAUGAAAAUCAUGAAGACAACUAGUGUUCGCGUGGUAAAAAGCCCAAGACCGUUUGUCCAGGACAACCUGCCGCCGCUGCCACCUCUGCCAAAGGAUGGGCGGUGA